Messenger RNA from Dendroctonus ponderosae (mountain pine beetle), 4120 nucleotides. RefSeq lists its product as uncharacterized. Bases 2579 to 3427 code for a protein of 282 amino acids. NCBI's taxonomy places the organism in Eukaryota, Metazoa, Arthropoda, Insecta, Coleoptera, Curculionidae. The transcript is spliced from 5 exons. The record is from RefSeq and is a predicted model, not a curated record.
GUUGUCUUAAUUAAAUUGAUUUAUUGAGUCCUUCGAGGUAACUCACAACUAUAAGAUUAAGUACGUGAUGGUAAUAAGGCCAUCGAGAGGCCGAGAUUUUGGCCGAAGCACAAAAACUCAGAAUGAUACUUUGAAAAAAACCUGCUUGGUUGCCCAAUUGAAGCCAAAUUCACCGUGCAUCUAAACCGGAAAUUUCCUCAUGUUGUGGUAAAAAAAUUUCCUUCUAUCUCUUCUAGUAUAGGAGCCACAAGUUUUUGAAUUAUAAAAUGCGACAUAAAAAAUUAGCUUGAAGUUUUCAAAAUUCUUCAAUAGCCUCGUAGGGGCUCGAUUGCUAUGAAACUAACGGAGUAUCUUAAAAGACUCUUCCGCAUGUUGACGAAAAAAAAACGUGCUUCUUUUUCGUCUAGCUCGGGAUCGACAAGUUUUUAACUUACGGGCUUAGGCACAAAAACUCUAAAAACUGUUUCUUCUAGUUUUGGAGCGACGAUUUUUUUUAUUUAGGAGUUACGCACAAAAACUCAACUUGAAACUUUCAAAAUUCCUCCGCAGGCUUGAAGUCAGUCAAUUCAACGAAACUUACGCAGUAUCUUAAUAAGACUCUUCCUCAUGUUGGUAGAAAAAAGCGGGUUUCUGUUUCGUCUAGCUUCGGAUCGAGAAAUUUGUCAAUUCCUGACUGAGCCGCUAAUAAAAUCGACUUGAACUUUGAAAAUUCCUCAGAAACCUGUUACUGCCCCGAUUUAAACCAAACUCAUCUAGCAACUUCGCAAAACUCUUAUUCGUUGCUAGUAAAUGUUGCACUUCGAUUUCGUCUAGUUCGGGUUAGACGAAUGUUUCAAUUUCAGCCUGAGGCACGGAAAACUCGCCUUGAAACUUUGAAAAUUCUUCAAAAGCUUCUUAGUUACUCGGCUAAAGUCAAGCUUAAUUUUCAGACGGCUCUUCCCCAUAAUGGUGAAGAAAAUGUGUUCAAGUUCGGGAGUGAGAAAUUCUCCACGUCCGAACUGAGACACAAAGACAUUUAGUUCAAAAUUUGAAAACUCUUCAAAAACUUGUUGGUUGCCCAGUUGAAAUCAAACUGACCCUGCAUCGUAACAAAACUCUUCUUCAUGUUAAUGGAUCGGCGAAUUUAUAAGUUCCGGAGCGAAAACUCAACUCAAAAUUUUGAAAAUUCCCCAAGAGCUUCCUAGUGGCCCGAUUUCGAAACAGCAAUUUUUUAGAUUUCCGACUGAGGUACAAGAGACUCAACUUGAAACUUCCGCAAAAGCCUCUUAGUGGCCCGAUUGAAGCCAAAUUUGCCAUAAAAAUUCAAUGGAAUUGUAUGAGUGCAACCCUGGAUUGUUGUAUUGAUUUGGAGCCAAACCCUUGUGAACCCAGCCAUAACCCUCUAGGCUUUAUGUUCAGUUUAUGUUUGUUAUUCAUUCUGGCGAAAAAAUAUCGGAAAUAAUAAUCCCUUAAGUGCUUUCCAGUGACGAUUAUUAUAUUAUUUGGGUCACGCACACUGGAUCAACUAAGGGCAGUGACGACGUUGCCAGCAGCAAAGAUUUCCUGGAUUUGAACCUGGAUUCCCAUUCCAGGAAUUACCCCUAAACUACCAGUUUCGUGUAAAAUUGGCUGCUACAAUAUUAUGACCUUUAUUCCCAAUUGUUUCCUAGAUUUCCAGCUGUCGAUAUGGUGCUGUUGCAUGAUUCUUCAAUUGUUACUUUACACAAAGAAUUGGAGUGGAAAGUUUGCAUUUAUUUACAUGGGUGGCAUUAGCUAGAAAUUAUUAUUUACAGGGUUUGCUUUGAAUCUGAGCCUCCAGGCUUUCUGGGUGAAGAUGUUCAUCAAUUGAUUUUGAGCCACAAUAUACACCUUCUACUUCUUCGCGCUGUUUUAGAGACAUUUUAAUUAAACACUGAAGAAUCUACACUAAUUUCUCACAGAUUUAAUACAAAUUUCAGUUCGGUUUCUUCAAGCAAACGACCUGUAGAAGGCUGGUUGUAAAAGUUACCGAUAGAAUUUCAUUCGGCUAAACCAGCAGUCAAGUAAAUUAUAUGCAAAGUCCAAUGCGACGAGUCGAAGUUUUUUAAAGAUUUCAUUUUAGGUUUCCAUUAAGGGCUAAGGCCAUUAAAAACACGCACCAACGCAAAAUAAGUAAAGUAUUUGCAAACUGUAUUGAGACAAAAUUUAUGAAUGUCCAAAUCCGAUAUUGAAUGAGUGGCGCAAACAGAACUGAUGCAUUUUGGAAUUUAAAAUAUAUAAAUAAAGUUCCAUUGUUUCUCCAUGAAAAAUGUCGAAGCAAUGCCCUGACCAGACCAAUUUUAACAUUGUCUCAAUAGACGUUGCAUAUACUUUACCACCAAUUAUUAAAAGUUGUUUUUGGGGCUGGAGUCAAACUGCACCCGGAUAUUUUGAGCAACACUUGGUAUGAUGAAUUUAAAAUUGGCAACGUGGGCGAUAGCGCCGAUAUCGGCGCCAGCGCAAAUUUUCUGAAUGCGGACUCUCGGUUGUUUGAGGCCUCAAACUUCAAUAAUGCAGUUUCGCAUAGAAUGGCAUCAGCACGUCCGAUCCACGAGUUAAUAUGUGAGCUGUUUGAGUGAUAAUGGAGCAGGUCAGGCGGAGAGCGCCGUGGAUGAGGUCGCUCCUGCUCCUGCUGCUCAUUCUAAAUGGCGUUGAGGAUAACGAGGCGAACGAUGAUGUAAAAAAAAAAUUCAGUGAUCCUUGCAGUUCGACGGAAGAGUGCGACUUCGAUGGAUCCAUAUGCGAUCCCAUCACCAAUAAAUGCGACUGUCGUCCAGAGCUCACCGUCACUAAUCACUUGGAUAAAUGUGGAGUUGCUGCCUCAGUAAAUCAGUCCUGCUUCUUUAACGAACAAUGCGAAAGGGGAACACCAAUGACAGAGUGCAAGGAUGGAGUGUGCACUUGCCGGUUCGAAAGACAAGCCGUAAUGAGAGCGGGAGGUUUAAUGGAAUGCAUACCUAUUCCGAACAUCGUUAUUUCUCAGCGCUAUAUAGAUCCAGCUAUGAUCGGGAUUUUGGUAGCGAUGUUCCUCAUGUUCAUCACCAUCUGCAUUGUCUUGCGCCUCUUCAGCAACGCGAGAUGGAGAGAAAAUCGAACCAUUUUCAAUACGCCCAACCCCAGGCUGAUGAAUGCCUCUCUGCUGAGAGACACCAAGUUGGGGCACCAUGAAAGACGUGGUUCGAAAGGGAGUAGAGGACCAAGUCGGCCUGAUAGCGUAGCUUCUUUGCCCCCGCAUUCGCCACUUUCCACAGGUAAAGUUGCCGUUUUAACCGAAAUCCAUCAAAAUCUCCAACGGGCGGGAUUCGUAGAAUCCAGGCGUGGGUCCAAAGGCAGCAGUGUGUCGGGAGCCUCCGAGAAACCGAAGAGUCCAUCCCAUUCGACGCCGAUGCUCGAAAGCGUGGCAGUGGACGUCCAAGGGACACGGCCAUAGACAACAAGGAAUAUUAAUCUUAAUAAUUUACUUAAAUAUUACAUUUACUUAAUCAAAUUUCCAGCAAUAAUUAUUUCCGUAAUCAUGCAUUACUUCGGUAGCAAGGUGAUGUUAGGGACCAUAUACAAUGAAAUUUGUCCAAUCAUCACGAAACAAUUACUCUAAUGACUAGACUAUAUAAAGUAUAGGGAUACUAUAUAGGCACUAGUUGAAGUUCCAUUCUUCGCACAGAAUGAAUAAUCUAGAAGUAGCUGUUUCUUUCAACCCUCCAUCUGCCGACUUAUAAUAUGACUAACGACCAUUUGUUUAUGCUCGGUGGUAGCCAAGAUACUGGGAAAAUUUUGUGAUACUACCAACUUAAACUGUGAUUUGAUGUUGUUAGCUUAGCAGCUUAGGGAGCUGGCGGUGACGAAAAGGGCUGGGAAACCUUUUCGCCAGUCCCAGCUCGAUCGUACCUUAUACAACCCUCUUUUUUACUCUUAUAUAUACUUAUCGAUAACUUUGCUCAUAUCUCUCUUUGUAGGUCUACAUAACGUGUUAUGAGCUUUUUAGCUUAGCUUCUUCGACACUGUACAGCUUUUCAAUCUUUGUAUUCUUAUACUGUAUUGUACAAUUAUAUAUGGUACUGUUUACUCAUAUUUUUCGCUAUUUACUGGUUAUCUAAAUAAACUGGCAACAAAAUGCUAAGCUGAA